UGCCUUCAUUCCUCCUAUCGAACCUUUUUGAACCACUGUUUGUGAGGAGAGAGUUAUUAACUACGCCAGAAGCGGGCACAAAUUGUGUAUUAAACUUUCCAAUGUCGAGACGGGAUAUCCAAUCCAUUCAGCGAUACAGUUUCUAAGAUUAGCUAAACGAAGGAAAUAGUGUGGUACGGGACGAAGAAAUCGGUCCAGUUCAAAAAAAAAUAGAAACCCCUUUCGAAAAUUCAUCUCUUAUUUAUCCAAUUGGUAGAAUAUGAGUGUAAAGAAGCAGAUCAGGAGAAGCAAAUACGCAAAGUAACUCAAUUGGUUAGGAGGGAGAAUGCGUGGGACGGGAGGGGGAAGUGCAGCGAAGCUGAUAGUGGAAGCACUGCUUCAGAGGUUUCUUCCGCUUGCUCGCCGCCGUAUCGACACUGCUCAGGCGCAGGAUGGGCAAUAUUUACGAGCAUCAGAUCCGGCUUAUGAACAAGUAUUGGAUUCACUUGCUAUGGUUGCCCGCCAUACUCCUGUGCAUUUGUUGGAAGCACUUCUUAAAUGGAGAGAGAGUGAAUCGCCAAAGGGAGCAAAUGAUGCAUCUACUUUCCAGAGAAAGCUUGCUGUGGAGUGCAUCUUUUGUUCUGCCUGUAUUCGUUUUGUGGAGUGUUGCCCACAGGAAGGUUUGACAGAAAAGCUUUGGAUUGGACUGGAGAACUUUGUAUUUGAUUGGCUAAUCAAUGCAGACAGGGUUGUGAGCCAAACUGAAUAUCCGUCCCUGGUUGACCUACGUGGGCUCUUAUUGGAUCUCGUUGCACAGCUUUUAGGUGCCCUAUCACGGAUAAGGUUCAGUUCUGUUACAGAGCGUUUUUUUAUGGAACUCAACAUGCGACGUAUUGAUACAAAUGUUGCCAGAAGUGAGACUCUCAGCAUUAUAAAUGGAAUGCGAUAUCUCAAACUUGGGGUGACAACUCUAGGUGGCUUGAAUGCCUCAACUUCAUUUGUUGGAAAAGCAAAUCCUCUUAACCGCACACCACCCAAAAGGAAGACAGAGCUACAUCAUGCUUUAUGCAAUAUGCUUUCAAGUAUACUUGCUCCAGUUGCAGACGGAGGCAAAGCACACUGGCCGCCUAUGGGUGUAGAAUCAGCAUUGGCACUAUGGUAUGUUGCAGUAGCUCGGAUUCGGGGGCAGCUCAUGCAUUGGAUGGAAAAACAGAACAAGCAUAUUAUAGUUGGAUAUCCCUUAGUGACUCUUUUGCUGUGCCUUGGUGACCCCCAUGUUUUUAACAGUAACUUUGGUCCUCACAUGGAGCAUUUGUAUAAACUUCUGAGAGAAAAAAACAACCGAUCCAUGGCUUUGGAUUGUCUUCAUCGAGUUGUACGAUUUUAUUUAAAUGUUUAUGCUGAUCAUCAGCCCAAAGAUCGUGUAUGGGAUUAUCUUCACAGUGUAACAUCACAGUUGCUGGCAUUUUUGAAAAAAGGUUCUCUUACUCAGGAUGUACAGCAUGAUAAACUUGUUGAAUUUUGUGUCACAAUAGCAGAAAGCAACUUAGAUUUUGCUAUGAAUCACAUGAUAUUGGAACUGUUGAGGGCAGACAGCCUAAGUGAAGCAAAAGUUAUUGGUCUUCGGGCUCUACUUGCAGUGGUUAUCUCUCCCUCAGGACGUCGGGUUGGUUCAGACACAUUCCGGUGUGAUGAUGUUCACUUCUCUGCAACAUCAUCUUUACGGGGCUCGGUUGCAUUAUUAAGUUCAUCUUCAGGUUCUGGAGUUUCUGUCUCACCUCGAAACUCAUAUUCUAUGUCGUCCGCAAGUCCUGUAUCUUCUGACUUAGGUAUUACAGGACGUGACAUAAGCCAGUACAUUCCAAAGGUUAAACAUGCUAUUGACACUAUUUUGAGAGUAUGCCAUAGCACUUACUCAAAGGCACUGCUGACAUCAUCAAAAACAACAACGGAUCCACUUACCAAAGAGAAAUCACAAGGAUGGUUAGUCUUCCGAUGGGCAUUGAAGUGCAUACCACAUUUGAUUCAAGAUAUUGCUCGGAGUGGCAAGUUGACAGAAAUUAUUCCAGUUUAUGGCAUAAGUGUUGAACCUGGUGUCCGUGAGGAAGCAGUGCAGGUGCUUUUUCGUAUAAUCAUGUAUCUUCCUCAGAGUCGUUUUGCAGUAAUGAAUGGAAUGGCUAAUUUCAUUAUUCAGUUGCCAGAUGAAUUUCCUCUGCUCAUACACACAUCACUGGGACGCCUUGUACAACUUAUGCAUUCAUGGAGAGCAUGCCUAGCUGAUGAGAGAUUAUCCUAUGACCACAAAAGUGUUACACGUGCAAGUAGAAACAGUGAUAUGGUGUAUAGGUCCUCCCCUGUGCGGCAAUUUGGAGAAACGAAUGAAUUUCGAGCUUCAGGAAUGGAUGCAAUUGGUCUUAUUUUUCUUUGUUCUGUUGAUGUUCAAAUCAGGCACACUGCACUUGAGCUGUUACGUUGUGUCCGUGCCUUGCAGAAUGAUAUAAGAGAAUAUUCUCCUAGUGAAAAUAGUGAUAAGAAACUGAGGAAUGAAUUAGAACCAACAUUUGUGAUAGAUGUGUUGGAAGAGGCAGGGGAUGAUAUAGUUCAACGCUGUUAUUGGGAUUCUGGCCGUUGGUAUGAUCUAAGACGAGAAUCAGAUGCAGUUCCAUCAGAUGUCACUCUUCAUUCCAUUUUGGAAAGUCAUGACAAGAGCCGUUGGGCUCGCUGUCUGAGUGAGCUUGUGCAGUAUGCUGCAGAACUGUGUCCCAAUGCUGUGCAGCAAGCAAGGUUGGAGGUGACAAAUCGUCUUAGACAAAUAACUCCAUCAGAUUUGGGUGGAAAGGCAGUGCAGUCACACGAUACUGAGAACAAGCUUGAUCAAUGGCAAAUGUAUGCCAUGUUUGCAUGUUCUUGCCCACCAGAUGAUAGCGAGGAUGGUACUGCCAAAGAUCUAUAUUGUUUGAUUUUUCCAUCACUAAGAGCUGGUUCUGAAGGGCAAAUAAAUGCUUCUAUUUUAGCUCUAGGCCAUUCACACUUACAAGUUUGUGAAAUCAUGCUAACUGAGCUUGCAUCCUUUCUGGAGGAGGUUGUAUCUGAAACAGAAACCAGGCCAAAAUGGAAGAGUCCAAAGGUGCGCCGUGAAGACUCACGGGUACAUUUUGCAAAUGUAUAUCGAAUGGUUGCAGAGAAUGUAUGGCCUGGCAUGCUAAGCCGCAAAUCUGUAUUGCGGUCACUCUUCUUUAAGUUCAUUGAGGAUACUAUGAAACAGAUUGUCUCUGCUUCCUCAGAUAAUUUUCAAGACAUGCAACCUUUACGUUUUGCUUUAGCAUCUGUGUUGAGAUCUCUUGCUCCUGAGAUGAUGAAAUCUAAUUUUGAUAAAUUUGACCCUAGAACACGUAAGCGCUUAUUUGAUCUUCUUUCAUCAUGGAGUGAUGACACAAACAAUGCUUGGAGCCAGGACAGUGUUAGUGACUAUCGGCGUGAGAUUGAACGCUACAAGUCAGGACAAGCCAUGCGCACAAAGGACUCGGUGGAACGCAUCUCCAUUGAGAAGGAGGUGAAUGAUCAAGUAGAAGCAAUCCACUGGGUUUCCUUAAAUGCUAUGGCUGCUUUGCUGUAUGGGCCAUGCUUUGAUGACAGUGCAAGAAAGAUGAGUGGCCGAGUUGUUAACUGGAUUAAUUAUCUUUUUCUUGAGCCUGCCCCAAGAAUGCCAUAUGGUUUUUCACCAGCAGAUCCUCGAACUCCUCCAAUUUCUAAGUUUGGUGUUGGAGGUGCGUUUGAAUUCCGCUCUGGGGGAGGACGGGAUCGACAGAGAGGAGGCCAAUCUAGAGUCAUGCUUGCAAAAACAGCUCUUAUGAAUCUUCUUCAGACUAAUUUGGAUCUUUUCCCAGCUUGUAUAGAUCAGUGCUACUCCUCAGAUCCAUCCAUUGCAGAUGGAUACUUCACUGUGCUGGCAGAGGUGUAUAUGCGACAUGAACUUCCGAAAUGUGAAAUACAGAGAUUGUUAAGUCUUAUUCUUUACAAGGUUGUUGAUCCCUCAAGGCAAAUUAGAGAUGAUGCAUUGCAAAUGCUUGAGACACUGUCAAUCAGAGAGUGGGCAGAAGAUGGUGAAGGUGCCCAUCGUUAUAGGGCAGCAGUUGUAGGGAGUCUUCCAGACUCUUAUCAACAGUUUCAGUAUCAACUUUCUACAAAUCUGGCAAAAGAACAUCCAGAGCUUAGCGAACUCCUCUGUGAAGAGAUCAUGCAAAGACAAUUAGAUGCUGUUGAUAUCAUUGCUCAGCAUCAAGUAUUGACGUGCAUGGCCCCAUGGAUAGAAAAUUUAAACUUUGUCACCCUUUUGGAAUCUGGAUGGAGUGAGCGGCUGUUAAAGAGCCUUUACUAUGUUACCUGGCGCCAUGGCGAUCAGUUUCCUGAUGAAAUUGAAAAACUCUGGAGUACAAUAGCAACUAAAUCAAAAAACAUUAUUCCUGUGCUUGAUUUUCUAAUAACAAAAGGUAUUGAGGAUUGUGAUUCUAAUGCCUCUGGUGAAAUAAGUGGAGCUUUUGCAACCUACUUUUCAGUAGCUAAGCGUAUCAGUUUGUAUUUGGCACGUAUAUGUCAACAACAGACAAUUGAUCAUUUGGUUUAUGAACUCUCACAGAGAAUGCUUGAAGAUCAUCCUGAGCAAGUAAAGAGGCCAAAUGAUCGAGUUAUAGAGGCUGACCACAGCAGUCAUGUGUUAGAAUUUUCACAGGGUCCAAUGCCAAUGCAAAUGUUAGAUCAACAGCCACAUAUGUCACCUUUACUGGUUCGAAGUUCCUUAGAAGGUCCUCUUCGAAAUGCAAGUGGUAAUCUGAGUUGGAGAACGGCUACUGGCCGUAGCAUGUCUGGUCCUCUUAAUAGUAUGUCCGAGCUGCACACAGGAAGAUCUGGACAACUUUUUUCAGGUUCUGGUCCCUUGACAAAUAUGUCAGGUCCAUUAAUGGGAGUGAGGAGUUCCACAGGUAGCCUCAAAAGUCGACACUUGUCAAGAGACAGUGGUGACUAUUAUGUUGACACUCCAAAUUCACUAGAAGAAAUCAGAUCUAGCACUCCUGCUGUAAAUGCAGGUGAAUUGCAGUCUGCAUUACAGGGCCACCAUCAUUGGCUUUCCCGUGCUGAUAUAGCACUAAUUCUUUUAGCUGAAAUAGCAUAUGAAAAUGAUGAAGAUUUUCGAGGUCAUCUUCCUUUGCUAUUUCAUGUGACGUUUGUCUCUAUGGAUAGCUCAGAGGAUAUUGUACUUGAGCAUUGCCAGCAUUUGCUUGUAAACCUUCUUUACUCCCUUGCAGGGCGGCACCUUGAGCUUUAUGAUGUUGGGGAUUAUGGUGAAGGUGAGUACAAACAACAAGUAGUGAGCUUAAUUAAAUAUGUCCAGUCCAAAAAGGCCAGCAUGAUGUGGGAGAAUGAGGACAUGACUUUAACCCGAACAGAACUUCCAAGUGCUGCAUUGUUGUCUGCACUUGUACUCAGUGUUGUUGAUGCAAUAUUUUUUCAAGGUGAUCUUAGGGAGCGUUGGGGUGCAGAGGCAUUAAAGUGGGCUAUGGAAUGUACCUCUCGGCACUUAGCCUGCCGCUCUCAUCAAAUAUAUCGUGCUCUACGCCCAAGUGUUACAAGUGAUACUUGUGUGUCAUUAUUGCGGUGCUUACAUCGGUGUUUUAGCAACCCCACACCACAAGUCCUUGGUUUCAUUAUGGAAAUAUUAUUGACUUUACAAGUGAUGGUUGAGAUUAUGGAGCCUGAGAAGGUCAUUCUGUAUCCACAAUUGUUCUGGGGUUGUGUGGCAAUGAUGCAUACUGAUUUUGUCCAUGUAUAUACACAAGUCCUUGAGCUUUUUGCUCGUGUGGUUGACAGAUUAUCAUUUCGGGACCAAACUGCUGAAAAUGUGUUAUUAUCCAACAUGCCUAGAGAUGAAUUUGAAAUUAACCAGCAGGAUAAAUAUUUAGGUAGGUUGGAUUCCAAAGGUUUUGAAAGCCAAGGACAUGCUGAGAAUGGAAUGGAAUCAGCAAAGGCUCCAGCUUUUGAAGGAGUUCAGCCAUUGGUACUGAAAGGUCUUAUGUCUACUGUCAGCCAUGCAUCAGCUAUUGAAGUUCUGUCACGCAUAACACUUCAGUCAUGUGAUUGCAUAUUUGGUGAUUCUGAGACCAGACUACUCAUGCAUAUUGUUGGUUUACUUCCCUGGCUUUGUUUACAACUUCAGAAAGAAAAGGAUCAUAUCUUGGCUUUUGAGUCUCCACUUCAGCAACAAUACCAGAAGGCUUGUUCUGUUGCUAUGAAUAUUUCCCACUGGUGCAAGGCAAAAGGUUUAGAUGAGCUCACUUGUGUAUUUUCUGCAUAUGCUGAAGGUAGUAUAAUAACAACAGAGGACUUAUUGAGUCGUGUAUCUCCUCUCCUAUGUGCAGAAUGGUUCCCUCAGCAUUCUGCUCUUGCAUUUGGGCACUUGCUUCGACUUCUUGAGAAGGGUCCUGUAGAAUAUCAACGAGUGAUUUUACUCAUGCUUAAAGCCCUUCUUCAGCACACUCCAAUGGAUGCAGCACAAAGUCCACAAGUGUAUGCAGUUGUUUCCCAGUUGGUGGAGAGCACUUUAUGUUGGGAGGCAUUAAAUGUGCUAGAAUCUCUUUUGCAAAGCUGUAGUAGCCUUUCAAGUCAUCAAGUUGACAUAGGAAGUUCAGAAAAUGGGCAGACUACAUGCGAAGAAAAAACUAUUCCUCCUCUCACUGCGCAGAGCUCAUUUAAAGCUCGGAGUGGCCCACUGCAGUAUUCAGCGGGUUCCGGAGGUGUGGCCCCUGGUGCAGCUGUUAUUCAAAGCAAUGUCGAGCUUUCCUCUAGAGAAACUGCUUUACAGAAUACAAGUCUAGCACUUGGACGAGUACUUGAUACAUAUGGCCCAGGAAGAAAGAGAGAUUAUAAGCGUCUUGUACCUUUUGUUGCAAAUCUUGGGCAGCUGACUGGGACAGGUCAACAACAAACCCAAGGGCAGUGAUUACCUGUAUAUACAUUACACACAUGCAAAAGAUUUCAUAGAUUACAUCGGUUUAUUUAAGAAUAAACUGGCCUUAAGGGGUUUAUGAGAAUGGAAAUUGUCCUCAUAUUACAACAGAUCCAGAGUAUUUCAACAAUUCAAACAUAAAACUUCUGCUUGCAUGCACCAUGUUGUCUGUCUGCUACCAUGCUAGUAGGGUUGUUUGCAGAUGAUUUGUUUCAGAGAUACAUUUGAGGUAGUUUGGAUUUUAUGUUAUGGCAGAUAAUCUACAAGAAGCUUUAGUUAAACAUCCAUGACAUUGGAUGUUUGAUUGAUGAUGUGAAAUAGACUGUACUCAAAGGUGGAGUUUUUAUUAUUGUAGCUGUAAGAACGAUAAGUAUAAAGAACCCUUGAAUAGAAGCAGCUGAAAUGGUUCAUCAAAUGUACAACUUUUGGGAUUCUAGCUGUGCAAUAAAAACUAUAUGAAAACCUGAUAUCCAGCAAUUCAAUGUACCAAAGCAUUUUUGUUGCACUGGAUAAUCUACGGAGUGUUUUCUGUAUGUAAUGUAUCUACCUUGUUCUGUAAUUUUCCUUAAUUGUGUC
Molecule: messenger RNA, 7555 nt
Organism: Cryptomeria japonica (Japanese cedar)
Lineage: Eukaryota; Viridiplantae; Streptophyta; Pinopsida; Cupressales; Cupressaceae
Exons: 16
Coding region: 326-6973 (2215 amino acids)
Biological process (GO): cell morphogenesis
Cellular component (GO): cell cortex; site of polarized growth
Source: RefSeq, a predicted model, not a curated record